CUGUGGAGGCGUACAGGGAGUUAGACUGUGAGGUGAUGUGGCAUCCCUCUUUCUCCUCUCCUCUGGAGGGACAGUUUGACCUGUGUGUUCACCAGGGAAACACCGCACAGCUACGAUGUCUGGCCAAGCUUGGUUCAUCCAGUGUGCAGCUGGCUGAGAAACAUCUGGUGUUUGGAUCAGUACCUCUCAUCUUCCCCUCCGUCAGGACCGCAACGCUACACAACACAGGACACAACCAUGCCUACUUCCAGGUGUUGGACGUGUACCCCCUGCCUGGCAUGGUGGUGACCCCCACCGAGGGUGUGGUACCUGUGGGGGGGCAGGCAGAGGUCCAGGUGCACCUCAACCCCGGAGCUGUCAUGAAGUUUGACACCAGAGUGGAGAUAGCUCUAAGGAACAUGAAAUCUCUGGAGCUGAGAGUGGGCGGGUCGGUCGAGCCCCCUCUGGUGGACAUCAACGUGAAAUCCUUCCUGUUCCACGGAGUGUAUUCUGGUUCCAGUCGUGGCGUUCCGUUCUCCCUGAGGAACCGAUCCUCUGCCCUGGCCCGGGUCCAGUUUGACCUGUCAGAACACACUGACUUCACCAUCCACCUCCCUCCACACUCUGCAGGUACGAGCCAGGAGCCAGACGUGUUUGUGAUGGAUUUACAGGGGCAGCAGACUGCCCAGUGUUGCCUGGUGUUCUCCCCUAAACAAGUGGCAGCGUAUGACUUCAACCUGCCUGUGACGGUCAACGGUGUGGGCAUGCCUCCCUUCUCCUCUUCCUCCUCCUCCGCCCCUCCCAGCUCUGUCCACAAGUCCUCCUCUUCCCGGGACCAACACAUCGUCACCCCGCGUCCGCUGCCCAUCGCCAUGGAGACGCUAUCACGCAGGGUGCAGGCCACAGCCCUGUGUGUCCCGCUGGAGAUGUCCCCAUCAAGUCUCCAGUUUGAUCUGGAGCCCUUUAGCUCAGUUACUACUACCUCACAAACUCAGACCGUAGAGCUGAGGAACGUGUCUGACAAGAGGCUGAGCUGGAGGAUUGACUGCAGCGCUGCAGUAACACCAGGAGGGGGCAGUAGCACCAGCAGCAAUGAGGGGCUGUUCAUUGUCUGUCCUACUGCUGGGACACUGGAGCCACUGCAGUGUGUGUCGGUCACUGUCUCCCUCUCUCCUGAGACAGUCCCACCAGUCCUCCUCACCCCUGUCCCUCUGGACACACCCUCCACCACCACCCUCUUCCUGCUCCCCACCGGGUACCCCAGUGGUUCCUGUCUGCGUGUGGAGGUGGAGGAGAUGGUUCUGAAGGAUGGCAGUCGGGUGAAGCCCCUCUCAGUCAGCUUGCCCCACAACGGCACCGUCCCUCCCCAGACCCACACAGAGCCCCAGACCCACACAGAGCCCCAGACCCACACAGAGCCCCAGACCCCCAUCACCUGCACAGUGACCUUCUGCUCACCUCAGCCCCUGGACCUCAGCUCACACAUCACAUUCCUGGACCACCUCAACAACAGGUUCAGGGUGGAGGUCUGUGCUACAGCAGAUAACAGUUUGUUGACAGUGUGGCCCUACCUGGCUCUGCACCGCUCUGAGCAGCAGAUAGUCCUCAAGAGUGGUACGUCCUGCUGUCCUGUUCUAGUCCAGACAGUAGACUCCAGCUCUAGUGAGUGGAGGAACUCGUACCUUAUGAGUCAAGGUAAAGACACACGGACCAUCUACGACAUGCUGCGUCACCUGAGCGGACAGACACUUCCUGGUGUGAGCACCAACCAAUCGCUGCCCUGCAACCUCACUGAGCGCGUGCAGCAGCUGCUCCACUGGAACACAGUGCUGCUGGCCUUCCUCAGGAGGCAGGGAGCCUGUCUGUCCCACAUCAGACCCGAGUACCUGUUAGACUCCCAGGAGUUCAGCCACUGGAGCUCUCUACAGGCCCAGUCCCAGUGUGAUCAGAGGGGGCUGGACUACAGCAGCAAGGUCUUUGAAUCCCUCAGUAAAAGGGCCUGGAUGGAUGUUCUACUGCAGACCUACAAGGUGCUAGUCCUGCCACGGGUGACAGAGGGUCCCUUGUCCCUGGGCCUCCAGAGCUGUGACAGUGGCAGCAUGGAGCAGCAGGUCCCCAGGAUAGACCCAAAGCCCCUGACCUCUAACGUCUACUCCACCUGGGAGAGGAGGCUACUCACCUGGCUCAACCUGCACUACCACAGCAUGAGGACUACCGUCUGGAGCCCACUCACCUCUACAGGAGACGUCCCAUCAGCCCGCUGGGUGGUGAACUUUGACCUGGACCUGGCAGACGGCCUGGUUCUGGCUGCUGUGCUGGCUGCCUACUGUCCCUUUCUGAUCCCCAGUCAUCUCCAGAGGAUGUACACCAGCAUCAGCCGCCUGGAACAGAACCUUCACAACAGUAUCAUCCUCAGCCAGGCCUUCACACUGCUCUGCCUGGACAUAGACAUCCAGCCCACAGAGCUGUCAGACUCGAACCCUGUUCUGAUGUUGAUGCUGUGUGUUUACCUGUAUGAGACGCUGCCCCAGUACCUUCCCAGGAGAACCAUCACUCUGUCUGGCAGCCUGCACCACACCUUCACCAAACAGGCAGGUCUCUCUCUCUCCAUCACACAGCACUAGCCCUGUGUAACCCUGUCUUACAGCCUGCACC
Messenger RNA from Oncorhynchus mykiss (rainbow trout), 2634 nucleotides. The record is from RefSeq and is a predicted model, not a curated record. NCBI's taxonomy places the organism in Eukaryota, Metazoa, Chordata, Actinopteri, Salmoniformes, Salmonidae.